Molecule: messenger RNA, 2631 nt
Organism: Anopheles cruzii
Lineage: Eukaryota; Metazoa; Arthropoda; Insecta; Diptera; Culicidae
Gene: Gpo1
Product: glycerol-3-phosphate dehydrogenase, mitochondrial
Exons: 7
Coding region: 240-2423 (727 amino acids)
Biological process (GO): glycerol-3-phosphate metabolic process
Cellular component (GO): mitochondrion; glycerol-3-phosphate dehydrogenase (FAD) complex
Molecular function (GO): calcium ion binding; glycerol-3-phosphate dehydrogenase (quinone) activity
Source: RefSeq, a predicted model, not a curated record
UCUCCGUUCGCCCACCGACUAGAGUGUCGAUCGCUACUACACGCCCUCUGCGAGUGCUGUGCGGAUUGUGCAGUAGUGGCCUCGCCACACAAUCAAGAAGGGGGUUCGCUCUCGAUCACCGCUGGAAGACGAACGACGCACGGAGACAAGCAGAGGGGUCUCUGGUCUGGUUUUGACUGACUUGUCAUCGUGUUUAGUCUACAAACAAGUUCACACCGGAUCGCUAAUCAUCGGUUCCGAUGGCUUCGAGAUUCCGCAAGUUUGGCGUAACGGCCGCCGGUAUCGCGAUCGGUGCCGCCCUGUCCACCUAUGCCCUGCAGGCCAAAGAUGGCGCACAGUACCAGGUGCAAAUGGAGGAAAUGCAGCGUAUCCGGCGUAAGCGUACGUUGCCGUCCCGAUCGGAACAGAUCCGCGCACUGCAGAGUGGCGAAGAGUACGACGUGCUGAUCAUUGGCGGUGGCGCCACCGGAGCGGGCUGCGCCCUGGACUCAGUGACGCGCGGCCUAAAGACGGCCCUGGUCGAGGCGGACGACUUCGCGAGCGGUACCUCGUCGCGCUCGACCAAACUAAUCCACGGUGGCGUGCGGUACCUGCAGAAAGCCAUCCUCGGGUUGGAUAUCGAGCAAUACCGGAUGGUGAAGGAAGCUUUGCACGAGCGGGCCUCGAUGCUGCGAUCGGCGCCUCAUCUCACUCGCCCGCUGCCAAUCAUGCUGCCAGUUUACACCUGGUGGCAGAUACCGUAUUUCUGGGUCGGCAUCAAGGCGUACGAUUUCGUGGCCGGCGAUCGCAACGUGAAAAGCUCGUACUAUCUGUCGCGGGACGAUGCGCUCGAGCUGUUCCCGAUGUUGCGCGGCGACAAGCUGCGGGGAGCGAUCGUGUACUACGACGGGCAGCAGGAUGACGCCCGCAUGAACCUGGCAAUCGCCCUGACCGCCGCACGACACGGUGCCUCGAUCACUAACCACGUGGAGGUGCUGGAGCUGCUGAAGAAGCGGGACGAUGCGACCGGCAAGGACGUGCUGUGCGGGGCGAAGGUGCGCGACAACAUUAGCAAGAAGGAGUGGACGAUCAAGGCGAAGUGCAUCAUCAACGCGACCGGUCCGUUCACGGACGGGAUCCGCAAGAUGGACAAUCCGACGGUGAAGGAAAUCUGCUGCCCCAGCUCGGGUGUCCACAUCGUGCUGCCGGGCUACUACAGCCCGCAGCAGAUGGGCCUGCUCGAUCCGGACACGUCGGACGGGCGGGUGAUCUUCUUCCUGCCGUGGCUGAACGGUACGAUCGCCGGUACGACCGACUCGCCGUGCGACGUGACCCGUACGCCAACGCCGACCGAGGACGAGAUUCAGUUCAUCCUGAGCGAGAUCAAAAACUACCUGAACAAGGACGUGGACGUGCGCCGGGGUGACGUGCUGUCGGCGUGGAGCGGCAUCCGGCCGCUUGUGUCCGACCCAAACAAGGGCGACACCCAGUCGCUGGCCCGCAACCACAUCGUGCACGUGAGCGACUCGAAGCUGGUCACGAUCGCCGGCGGCAAGUGGACGACGUACCGUGCGAUGGCCGAGCACACGCUCGACGCGGCGAUCAAGGCGUGCGGCCUGAAGCCGGAACGCGGCUGCGUCACCGACGGGCUGUGGAUCGAGGGCGCCCAGGGCUGGACGCCGACCAUGUACAUCCGGCUGGUGCAGGACUUGGGGCUGGAGGUCGAGGUGGCCAAGCAUCUGGCCAUCUCGUACGGGGACCGCGCGUUCGCCGUCGCCAAGCUGGCCACGCUCACCGGCAAGCGGUGGCCCAUCAUCGGCAAGAAGCUGCACCCGGAGUUCCCGUACAUCGACGCCGAGGUGCGGUACGGUAUCCGCGAGUACGCGUGCAACUGCGUGGACAUGAUUUCGCGCCGCCUGCGUUUGUCCUUCCUGAACGUUCAGGCCGCACUGGAAGCGCUGCCCCAGAUCGCCGACAUCAUGGGGGAGGAGCUGAAGUGGUCCAAGGACGAGAAGGAGCGCCAGGUGAAGUCGUGCGAGCACUUCCUGCAGACCCAGAUGGGCCACCAGGCGAACCGGACGCUCAAGGAGAAGGUGCCGAUCAACCUGUCCAAGGAGGAGGUUACCAUGUACGUGAAGCGCUUCGAGACGAUCGACAAGGAAAAGAAGGGCUACGUGUCGAUCACCGACAUUAAGCGCGCGAUGAAAUCGUUCGGCGACGCGGAGGUGAGCGGCGAGGAGCUGCACGACAUCCUGAAGGAGAUCGACACCAACAUGAACGGACAGGUCGAGCUGGAUGAGUAUCUACAGAUGAUGUCCGCCAUCAAGUCCGGGACCGUGUCGCACUCGAUAUUCGCGGCGGUGGCCGAGCAGGAGGAAAUCCGCAAGGAGCAGGAGCGCCUGAAAAAGCAAAUCACCGUCGACCGCUCCGGAGGUGGCCUAUAAUUCACACCAUCGGCACAUCCGGCAUCGGCACAGCAGGAUCGAUUAGCAGAGUCCGUUGCUCUGCUGACCAAUCGAUCCUCUAUGGCCCAUGAAGCCGUGCCAAGCUUUAACCCCACCCCGCACAAGAGUGAACCAUUUUCAGGAACAUCGAACUCUCCAACGAUGCCCCGACGAAGCUAACCUGACGACUUUGACCGUUCAUCGGACA